UAAAAGUUAAAGGAAGUAAUUUAGUCUCAAGUCGCCCUGCAGUUUGCACAUUUCUAACAUUUAGACUUUUAAAUCCACUUGAAUUUCUAGUAAAUAAUUUAAAAAAAUGAUUCGUAUAACGAUAGGACUUGUUGUUUGUGCUUGUGCGCUAGUUAUUGCGAGUGGAGGAGUGUUACCGGAAAAUUUAACCAUUGAAACAACAGAAUCAUCAAACUCGACUGAAAGUCAUUCGAUUGAUAAAAGAAAUGCUUUAUUAGACGUUUGGGAGGAAGUCAAAAAUUACAUCCAUUAUUUUAUUCGUGGAUGGUUCAGAAAAUCAGAUGACGAAGAAAAAGUAGCAGAAGAAAAAGGUUACCAACUUUUUAGGGGGAUUAUGGGAAAAAUCUGCGAAAUCGGAGAAUUUUUUAAAGGCAAGGAUGGGUCAGUUUGCUGA
Cotesia glomerata is the source of this 433-nucleotide messenger RNA. RefSeq lists its product as uncharacterized. Lineage: Eukaryota; Metazoa; Arthropoda; Insecta; Hymenoptera; Braconidae. The transcript is spliced from 3 exons. The record is from RefSeq and is a predicted model, not a curated record. Bases 107 to 433 code for a protein of 108 amino acids.